AUGGCCACUGCGGUGCACACGUAUGCUCCCCCCCCCCCCAUUCCCUCCCUCCCUUUCCUCCCUCUCACGUACGACUCAUUCAUCUACAGACCGCCAAAAACAUCCGCACAGGCACAGGCGCACGUCCUGUUUCUCCUCUUAGCAGCGCAUCUUACGCAGAUGCUGAGCCGGUCGCUGAGGCUCCUUAGCAGCAAGGCGGCAGCCAGCACCGCAGCCCUGCCUGUCUACAACACAACGGAGGACGGUUCUGCCGACAGCAAGGCGUGGCGCCUGUUCUUCAAAGACGGCCUCACAGAUGCAGUGGUGUCGGCGUGGCACAACCUGCCCCUGUACCCUGGUACUACUGCCGAUCCGCGUGUCUUCACCUACGUGGCGGAGAUCCCCAAGGGAACGCGUGCGAAGCUGGAGCUGAGUAAGGAAGAACCGCACAACCCCAUCAAGCAGGACAUUUUCAAGAGCAAGGAGGGGCAGCCGCUGCGGUACUUUCGGUAUGGCAACAUGCCCUUCAACUACGGUUUCCUGCCAUGCACCUGGGAGGACCCGAUGCACAUCGACCCGCACACCAAGUGCAUCGGCGACGGCGACCCUGUUGACGUCGUGCACCUAGGUCCACCCCACCGCGUCGGCACCUACGAGCCAGUGCGCAUUCUCGGUGUGCUCGGGCUGAUUGACCAGGGUGAGACCGACUGGAAAAUCAUCGUGGAGUCUGCGUCGGUGACAGCGGGCGAAGGCUACGGGACGUUGGCGAAGGUGCCACAGGAAUUGCAAGCGACCAUCAUCGACUGGUUCGAGAACUACAAAGUACCGGACGGCAAGAAGAAGAAUGAGUUUGCCUUUAGCAAGGAAAUCAAGGACGCCGAGAUGGCGCUUAGCAUCGUUGCGCAGUGCGCUUCGCAGUACGACGCCUUGAUGAAGGGGAAGUGCGCCAACCCGGGCUACUGGCUGCGUGAGGCGACGGGGUCUGGGUAG
This is a messenger RNA of Leishmania braziliensis MHOM/BR/75/M2904, 969 nucleotides long. RefSeq names its product putative inorganic pyrophosphatase. NCBI's taxonomy places the organism in Eukaryota, Euglenozoa, Kinetoplastea, Trypanosomatida, Trypanosomatidae. Gene Ontology annotation, biological process: phosphate-containing compound metabolic process. Gene Ontology annotation, cellular component: cytoplasm. Gene Ontology annotation, molecular function: magnesium ion binding; inorganic diphosphate phosphatase activity. Bases 1 to 969 code for a protein of 322 amino acids. The record is from RefSeq and is a predicted model, not a curated record. The transcript has a single exon.